Molecule: messenger RNA, 2226 nt
Organism: Saccostrea cuccullata (small rock oyster)
Lineage: Eukaryota; Metazoa; Mollusca; Bivalvia; Ostreida; Ostreidae
Exons: 2
Coding region: 345-1349 (334 amino acids)
Source: RefSeq, a predicted model, not a curated record
CUGGUUAGUAAAUUUCAUACCUGGCAACCAGGUAUCACUCCGAACCCUGUCAUCACUAAAAAACUUUGUAAAUAACGUUCAUACCACCAAUUUAUUCGCUACUCAAAAGCAAAUUCCGAGUUCGAUCAAUUUGUAAGCGUCGCAGGCUAUUGACAGAUACGUUGAUGUUACAGGGACUUCAACAACCCUGGUUAACGUCGUCAUUUCAUAAAUUCCAUGGUAGUUAUAACGACCUUGUUAUCUGAUAUAACCUAUCAUUGGAUUGUAAUGUUUUAUAUCAAUUGUUAGGCGUUCUUAUACUGAAUUUGACAUGCUGAGUAUAUUUGUACUAUUUCGCAGACUGAAUGUGGAAGCAAGUCCAGAAAUCCAGAAAAACAUUGCUAUGGUGUGUCGCUCUCUUCACUGUUUCUAUGGUGAUUCUUGUAAACGUCACCAGUAAAUGUAGCUUACGGGCAAAUCUCACCUGGAUGAAAUAUCAAAUAUUUGGGAAACAGAGAUUGACCACAGAGAUGACGAUAAAAAUACACGAAAAUAUGACAAUCAUAACAGCAUUCUGGGACCUCGGGAGUUUUCGAAAAGGGAACGGGUCACUCGAAUACUCGGCCAUCGAUUACAUGGACUGGUCUUCUGUAUUUCAGAGGAUGGUCAACCCGCUGGUUGUGUACACCGAUUGUUUGAACUUUAAAAUGAUAAUGGAAAAAUAUCGAGAAAGUUUUCCAAAUAAAACCAAAGUCAUAAUUAUAGAACGGCGAAAAUUCUGGUCUUUCCAAAUCGUAAACAAUAUUAGUUCAGUGUUUGAACAGCCAGACUAUCCAAAUUUUUACCCUAAUACGGUACUUCCGGAAUAUUCUGCAUGUCAGCACACUAAGUUCGCCGUUGUUGCAGACGCCUUGAAGAGGGAUAUUUUUCGUACAGAGUUUUACGCAUGGCUAGAUAUUGGCUACUUUCGUGAUAUCGUCUGUGACGAGCAUUAUUUUCGACUAAAUCCACCGCCAUAUAUAGACAAAGGCCGACUCUGUAUGACCAAAAUUAAUGAAUUUAGUAGCAAUAUAUCUAUGGAGUCUAUAUUCAAAGAAAACGAGGUUUGGGUAGGAGGAGGCAUGUUAGUAGCGACCAAAAAUAUUUUUCUGAAGUUUGAAAAAUUAUAUAAAAGAUCUGUCGAAUUCUUCUUAAAUCUUAAAAUAAUGAACUCGGAUCAGCAAAUUAUCUAUGGAUUGUAUAGUAAAGCGGGCCGGAAACAUUUAAAACCGGAUGUGGAACUACAAUUAUUUUCUCCUGUUGAUUCGCAGAGAGUCGGUACAGAUAAUGUUUGGUUUUACUUAGGUUACCUUUGUCGUGAAUAUGUCUGAUGUUAUACAUUUAGUGAUCCAGUUCGAGGGCAAGUAGCUGCAGAACUGUAGCUCUCCGAAAAAAUAUAUUGACAAUCCUGUCUGUCAAUACAUUUUUCGGAGAGCUACAGUUCUGCAGCUAGAGGGCAAGAUUUGUUUCGUCGGACCCAAAAACCAAACUGUCUGACUAUACCGUUAGGACGGAGGCAGCAGACAGUUUGGUUCGAGGGACGACAAAAUGCAUUUUGCCCGAGAACAUAGCCAAUAAAUGUUUUGUUAUACCUUUCAUUUAAAUUUUUUUUACAUAUAUGUACAUGUAUUUUGUACUGUCUUUAGUGAUGUAAACGCAGGUUCCUCGCUGUUGAUUAACAACGUAUGAAAAUGAGAUUAAGCUCCGCCCAUUCUGUGACAUAAGCGGUCCAACAUCUCAUCGACCUGUCCAACAUCUCACUCAGCGGUCAAACAUCGAUUUUUUAUGCCCGCUCAGCAAAACAUUUGAAAUGUUAGACUUUUUUCGUAUACAUUUAUAUAGGAACAAUUUUUUAAAGGUAUAACAACUUAUUUUAUAUACUUUCAGGUAAAUUACUUGAAUCUGACUCGUCGAGAAACAUUUGUUUAAAAACAUUGUUAUACCUUUACACCCCGAAAUAGGAUUUUCGAGUUCGUUUGUUUGUUGUUGUUUUUUUCUAUUUUGGCUUGACAAGUUUUUUUUCAGGUAGGUUAAUUUUUCACUGCCCCCCCCCCUUUUCAAAAACGAUCGAUGCUAUAUAUGUCACUGCACCUAGCAUUUUUAUUCUAAAUACCCGGUAUAGUUUUAAAAUGUUAUGAAUUGUAACCAGAACUAGUUUAAUUUUAAUUAUCAGGAGAACUGUAAACCGAAUCCGCUUCCUUUUACUUU